AGGAACCAGCAGGCGGCUGCGCGAGCUCUCUGCCUCGCUGCUCCGCUUUUGUUGAGGCUCGAGCAGAGCGGACGGUGACAGCUCAGGUUCGGCGCGCUCAUUUAGUGGGAUUUAUGUUAUUCUUUGACCCGUUUUUGGAUGUCUACGUCUCGGUUGCAGUGACGGGCCACCGACAACUUACUGCUCACACCGUUGCCGAACCCCCGCCGGCUCUUGACAUCGUCGCCGCUGGACGGACGCACUGGCUGACGGACACCGAGUUUGAAGUGGGCCGAUAAACCCGAUUGGAGGGAAGAGGGAGAAGCAGUGCCGGUCGUAGAGUGGUGGGCUGAGGAGCAGAGGAGCACAUGAGGAACGUAAACGGCGCGACAGCAACCUCCUGACCGGCGACCUUGCUUCUGCACCCACCCUCCCUCCCCCCCCCUCACCUCCCCCACCCAGGCCUCCCCCCCCAUUGCGAGCACAGCAACUCCAGAAGCGGGGUGUCAGAAGGAAGGAAACGUGUCACCACUCCUCCUGCAGCCAUGAGGUCCUUCCGUUCCUUCAGUAACGACGACCGCCACGUCAUGGCUAAACACUCCACCAUCUACCCCUCCUCUCACGAGCUGGAAGCCGUUCAGACGCUGGUGUCCACCGUCGAGUGCGCCCUCAAACACGUCUCUGAUUGGCUGGAUCAGAGCAGCAGCAACGCCCAAAGCCAGGCCGACGGCCAACCAGCAGACAGCAAGGAGGCGGACGAAAUUGGCAACGAGCCCGGCAAUGAAACGGAGGAUUGCGCUGACAGCUACAGAGAGCCCAGCAGCGGCGCCGCGCUGUGCGGAGUGAUGAGGAUCGGCCUCGUGGCCAAAGGCCUCCUGAUCAAAGGCGACAUGGACCUGGAGCUGGUGCUGCUGUGCAAAGACAAACCCACACAGACGCUGCUGGACACUGUCUGUCACAAUUUGCCCACACAGAUAGAGAAGCUGACAGAAGAGAAAUAUGACGUCACAAGCUCCUCGCCCGAGGCGGCCAUCUUGGUACGAACCACAACGGAGCCUAAGCUCACGCUGACGAUUACCCUCACCUCGCCGACUAUGAGGGAAGAAGAAGAAGAAGAGGAGGAAGAGGAGGAAGAAGAGGAGGUGGUGGAGGAGGAGGAGGAGGGGGGGGAAGAGGAGGAGUUGGCGAAUGGGGAGGACAGACAGGAGGAGGAGGAACAGGAGAAAGAGGAGGAAGUGGGUGAUGAAAAGGAGGAGCAGGAGAAGCCGACUGUGCGAGUGUUGGGUGCUGCUGCGCAGAGAGUGGAGGCUGAGGAGGAGGAGGAGGAGGAGGAGGGGGAGGUGCUGGAUAGACACAGAUGUCUGUUGGCCCUGGCAGCGCUGCGACACGCCAAGUGGUUCCAGGCUCGAGUGAACGGGCUCAAGUCCUGCGUUAUCGUUCUCAGGAUACUUAGGGACAUGUGCAAUAGACACCCCGUCUGGGAACCUCUCAAGGGAUGGCCCUUAGAGCUCAUCUGCGAGAAGGCAAUCGCCACCUGCAACAGACCUCUCGGGGCCGGAGAAGCCCUGCGUCGAGUCAUGGAGUGCCUGGCCUCGGGAAUACUGCUACCAGGUGGUCCAGGUUUACACGACCCAUGUGAGAAAGAGUCAACAAACACACUCGACAACAUGACCAACGAGCAGGCUGAGGACAUUACCUACCGUGCACAGCAUGCUCUCAGACUCAUGGCGUUCGGACAGAUCUACAAGGUGUUGGAGAUGGAGCCUCUUGCCUCAAAUAAACCAUCGCAGAAAUAUCCUUGGUCUGAUAAAGAAGGCUUGGGUCUGAAGAGGCCAUACGAGGAUGGAGCGAUGGACGACAAGGAUCUCAUCAAGAAGAUGAAGAGAAAUCUUAGAAAAGUCCUGGACAGUAAAGCCAUAGACUCCAACCAGCCAAUGAACGCCCUGAUGCGGUUGAACCAGAUACGGCCGGGGCUGCAGUACCGCCUGCUGUCCCAGUCGGGCCCGGUUCACGCGCCGGUCUUCACCAUGUCUGUGGAUCUGGAUGGAACCAUCUAUGAAGCGUCUGGAUCGUCCAAGAAGACCGCAAAGCUCCACGUCGCUGUCAAGGUUCUGCAGGCGAUGGGCUACCCGACAGGUUUCGACUCAGACCUGGAUCCCAUGAGCUCAGACGAGAAGUCGGAUGGUGAGGGGAAGAGCGAGACGUCUUCACACACAAGCAAUAACCCAACGCACUCGACGGACGGUUCCAACACACUGGAGGUGCGAACUCAGGGUCCCAUACUGACAGCGAGUGGGAAGAACCCCGUCAUGGAGCUAAACGAAAAGAGACGAGGCCUCAAAUACGAACUCAUCUCUGAAAGUGGAGGCAGUCACGACAAACGCUUCGUUAUGGAGGUGGAGGUCGACGGACAGAAGUUUCGAGGGGCGGGACCCAACAAAAAAGUAGCAAAGGCCAGUGCUGCUCUGGCAGCUCUGGAUAAGCUCUUUUCUGGUCCCAACGCUGCUGCAAACAAGAAAAAGAAGAUAUUGCCUCAGACUAAAGGGGCCCUGGCCGCGGCAGCAGCAGCUUCGGCAGUAGCAGCUCAGGUAGCCAGAGGGAGAGGAAGAGCAGCCCUCGCCAGAGGGGCCUUCGUCAGUGCGGCCGCACCUGGAUAUGUCACGCCAGGUAGCUACAACUGCUUCGGGACACCGUAUGGCUACAGCCCGGCUGCAGCAGCUGCUCCUGCAUACGGUGGUCUUUUCAUUGACAAUCCCUUCUACCAGCCGCGGACCAUCGCUCCUUUUAUCAUUCAUCUGGGUCCCCAGGAUCUCUUCUCUGACUUCUAGGGGGCCGCAGGCCGUUGGACACCCUCUUCGCAAUGUUCACGGGACACCGUCUUUUCAGUCCGUCGAAGCGGGACGCCUCUCUAUCCAGGUGACGGACUCAUCGAUCCCAAACUCUUUUCCGUCUGAUCGGCCCGCUGGGGGAAAAAAAAAAAAAAAACGACCUAAAGGUCACGGACGCUCAGAACCUCAACUGCUGAUCUGAAAGGCUCACGGCUCCUCUUUGUUUCCCCGACUCUCGCCCAGAUUUAUCACGUCAGAGGAGGGAAACUACAUGAAGCAAUACUCCGAUUUUAUCAGAAAUGUUCAGCUGCGCGAGGCUGUGCUGAAUUUCUUUCUUAUAGCAAUACACCAGAACUCCUCUAUGAGCUUCAUUCAUGAGAAGAAGUGAAUGUCCAACGGAGUUUCACACAACACAGCAUCGCAAUAGGUCAUUCUGAUUGUAUAUUCAUCACAUGUGUGCGUGCGUGUGGCUUUAACGUGACUAUAUACACAUAUAUGUAUGGUGUAUGUUUCUAUAACAAUGUGUUGACAAAACGAUUACUAUAUGAUAAUGUAUUUAUGUAAAUAUUCUAUAAAAUAUAACUAUUGUUGGUAUAAAUUAUUUUAGAAUUAUAAAGUGUAAUGUAACUGUAAUAUCACAGUAUAGCUUUCUUCCAAUUUUAUAUACACUGAGCAAUUGAAGCUAGUUGUAGGAGAUGCAAUAUUAUCUUUGGUAUUCAUAUUAACCUCUGCUGUUCGAAUGACAAUGCUUCCUUCUUCCUUUCCUCCCUCCUUUGUUCAAACUUUUGCUCUAUCUUUGUACGUCUUUCUGAGCCUUUGUGAGCCUCUCUGCUGCCCGCGGUUUGUUUACCAGGCACUCAUCGCACAAUCCCACCUGUACGCACGCACACACACACACACACACACUUCUCCUGUCAGAAAGCACAUUUUCUAUAGUCUCACUGCUGGCAGGGAAUGCUGUUGUUACAAAUACGGUACUGUACAUGCACAUGUGUACAGUACACAUGUGCACAUGUGUACUGCACACAUGUGUACACUCUUGAUGUACUUGCUCCUCCAUCUGCAUUAACACGCGUCAGUGGAAUCAACCGUCAGUACCCGGAAGAAUCGUCCCGCUCGCCUUUGGGACCAAAAGCACAGCUCACACACACGCACACACACACACACACACACACACACACACGCAUUGCUAUCGCUUCUUCCUGCGCGCACACACACACACACACUCUAUGUCCCUCCAACUUUCCACAGUGAUCCCCUACUGUACGGACAGGAUGCUGCUGGUGGAAGAUGCGGAUGUCAAAGGGCCAAAGACGCAGCACACAAUACUGACUGACCGAUUAAAAGUGUAGUCAGCAAAAAUCGUUAAAAGUGCGACUUUGAGAUGGAGGGUUGGUUGAUGUACAGCGUACGUUUUGCCAGUCACGGAGGCUGAGGUGAAUUGAGGAACGUGCCAGAUUAGUAUCGAGUACAUUCGUACGAUUCCAAUAAGCACAGUGUAGUUCACCUGUUUCAGACAAAAGACGCGUUUUGCUUUUUGGAGAGGGAAAGCUUUAUUGGUGCAUGUCUAGUUACAACCACUUAUGCAAAAGCUCAUGAGGCUAAAUAGGUUCUUAAUAGAGUCGUGAUCCUGAACUCUUCCACCGUGCAACACAGUUGAGGAUGAGAAAUUGUCUUUUUAGCCCAAACGAUAUAUUGGCUUGUAUUUAUAACUGAAUAUUUCUCUUUGGAGAAUUUGAAGAAUCCUCAUGCAUUUUAAGGCACUUCUCAACUCACUACUCACAAAUGUGGUAAACUGCUGUGGAGAAUUUUUUUGAGUUUGGUUUGUUAUCAUUUUUAGUCUCAAAUUCUAUGUAUAUUUUGCUUAGUUGUAGUUCACUGUUUGUUGUGGCUUCAACGCUGCUAAAAGACAUUAUUUACCCAGGUGGUAAUCAAACAGAAUGUGCAUCAAAAGCCCCCCCCCCCUCCCCACACCCGCUAGUAGCUAUUCAACUGAGAGAUGAGAUUUCCCAUUAAGUCCUAAAGUGCUUAAUGCAUAUAAAUGCAUUGGAACAGGCGACUUCACACUGAGGUAGAAGUCGCAGCAGGCUCCUAGUACUCCUGCAAUGCUCUGUGAUGCGUCUGAAAGCCCUUCAUCACUUUCUUUAUUUUCAGCCUGGAGACGAGGUGUCAGACUGCAGAUGCAAAAUCAAACAGAAUGUGCAUCAAAAGCACCCACCCCCACCCCCCUCCUCCACCCUCCACAAAGGUUGCAUUGAUGUCAUGUGUUUGUAUUUGCUUUGAUUCAACAAAAAACGACACCUGACAAUUGGACCCCACCCAGGCCUCUAAGACUGAAAGUAAGAAUGACAGUCAGACGUAAUGACGCCACUUGGCUGCCGGCAAAGACGAUUCGGCAGUUUUUCGGCAGGACGGGAUGAAAUUGUGCCGUCAAGCUGCGACCAGGGAAUCGGAGGUGAACCGAAGGGCGAGCUCUCGUUCCUCGACUUGGUCUCAUCCGCUCGGUGGGCCGCGCGCGUUAUGGCGCGAGUCCCCACCGCCCAUGUGGGAGCUGUGUGGCGCCCACUGUGCUCCCUGCGUGUCCCCCCCCCCUCACCCACCAGAACACCCACCCCUGUUGUCUCGGUCCAGAUGGCCCACAUUAAUAAGGGGAACAGUCAUAUCUCAGUGAGCAACCUUUUCGUUUCCCCCCUCAGACACUUUCGGAGGAGUCACCCUGACUACUGAGCCUGUCCUCUUGGUCCGUCGGCUCAGGGGGGACGCAGCCCGUCUCCAUCUGGCCCAGGCGCUCCGGUGGGACUGUAGAGGGUUUGCGAGUUGUCGUCUCGUAGUUAGGCGGGUCGUGCAUGCGUGUCUGCCCCUUUUAUCAUCUUUUAUCAUUUAGAUUAAUGAAAAAUACAUAAUAUUCGUGGUCUCGGCUCGAGAGUGACGGCUCUUUGUGGUGAAGUGGCAGCGUCACUUUUAGGAACACCGCCUCUCCGUGGGCGUUUAACAAUCACACUUUGGAAUCUAAGAAGCACAAAACACAAACAACACACCCACACCCUUGUUCUCAGGGCCACCUGACACACACACACACACACACACGCAGGAGUAUGCAAAGAGAUAAAAACCCACUCCAACGCAUGUAAUUCUAAAUGUAAAUAUUCAUAUCAGCAUUCACUGUCGAUAAGAAGUUCUCUGCUUUGUGGUUUGUGUGUUACACAUAAGGUUGUGCGCUGUAUGUAGUGAGCAUUACACAAGCGGUAAGGCCUUGUUUGUAUUUUAGGAUUUGAGCCAUGUAUAGCUGAGGAAAUCCAACCCCCCCCCUCCCCCAUUUGUCACGUCGGUGCAUUAUAACGGGUUGUCCGUCGCACUGUAGGUAAUGGAUUUUACUUUUGCCUUUUCGUAGAUGCAGCAAUUAUCUGUGAACAACUCGAGCUUUGCUGAUGAGAGAAACUUUUUUGUUUUGGCGACCCUUUGCGCCUUCAGAUGCUGCAAUAUGUUCAGUGCUUAAAGGGUGCGGAGCUGCCAGGUAACGACGGCCUGCUGGACUGCGGAGCCCGUUUUCCCUAAAGCGCCUCUUCAUCCUCCUGCCAGGUCAAAUCAAAGAUUAAAAAAAGCAGCGAGAAUGCUGAGAUGCAGUUGGGGAAACGGGUUCCAGGUUUGUUCUGCGGAACGGGAUUUAUCCCGACACCAAAGACUGAAACCUUUUCAACAAACCUGAAGAUCCUGGCAGUCUGGGACGGGAGGCACCACGUGUUUGUGAUAUCCGGUCGAAAGGAAAGGAAAGAUUUCAUCUCCUGCCGGCGAAAAACAAAGUUUUCCGCGUGUCGCUCGGAGAGUAGGCCUCCUGGGCUAAACGUGUCCGGAAGCAGAGAGAAGCUGGAAGCCGCCCUGAACUCUGCAGAGCAGCAGAAACGGAUCCGGCACCGCGAGGCGAAGCCACCCGGACUGACUGCACGACACAUCGGUUUCACCGGGGAGCGUUUGUCUGUGCAGCACGUAAACCGGAGGGGAAUGCGAAGCUGCAUAUGCAUGCAGACACACACACACACACAGAGACAAACACACACACACACUAUUGCAGUCACAUUAAGCAUGUUGUCGCAUACUUCCUGGUCACGGUCCACUGAUUGUUUAAGUCUAAUAUCCUCCUGAUAAGCAAUUGCAGCAUUUUGGUUGGGAAUGUACACUGUUGUUCUAGUGAUUGUAGAGUAGAAUGUAUUCACUCAUAGAGAAAAAAAAACUUGCUUUUUCGUAGAGAAGCAUAUAUACAGAAUAUAUAUGGAUACAUACAUAUAUAUACAUCUAUAUAUCUUUUGAGCUACUUGUGACAGUUGUUUUUGGGCGCAUCCACCCUUUAGAAUGAACAUUUCUUUCCCCCUUUUUUAUUUACAAAAGUAGUGUCUUACGAGUGAUGAAUGUUUACUUUUUCCUGUAAAUAUGAUUUUUCUUAUUUUAAUUUAUUUUUGACGAAAAGGGGAUUAAAGAAAACCGUUUUACGAUGCUGCCUGUGGCGCGGUGAAGUGGCGCCUGUCCACAGGGUCUGUUUGUCAGGUGCAACGAUGAGUCUCACACACCGAGGCCGAAGUCGGCGGACCGGCCGCGUCCCACCGCUUUGAUUAGUAGCAACAUUUACGGCGGCGAUGCUCUGUGGUUGUCACUGUUUUUACCAUAAUCUAUGCUUGACCAACUGAAAAUAAACCUGAGAAAGUGCUGAAUCUCC
Molecule: messenger RNA, 7515 nt
Organism: Gasterosteus aculeatus aculeatus (three-spined stickleback)
Lineage: Eukaryota; Metazoa; Chordata; Actinopteri; Perciformes; Gasterosteidae
Gene: strbp
Product: spermatid perinuclear RNA binding protein
Cellular component (GO): precatalytic spliceosome
Molecular function (GO): single-stranded RNA binding; double-stranded RNA binding
Source: RefSeq, a predicted model, not a curated record